UUGAGAACCACUGUUCUAAUGUUUGUGAUGGUGAGAGAUCCACUUUGAUCCACUUGCAGUCUGCCGUUGAAUCUCUCAUUAUCAUUUGUACUGCAGUAAUAUUCACGGUCACAUUAGAGAUGUAAAUGUUUCCAGCUCCAAACCUCCAUUCAGUACAUCAGUGACAUCAUUGUGUAGAGUGACAAAAUCUCUCUCCAUCACAGACACUCAACACCAAACACACCCGAAGGACAAGAUCAAAUAACAGUUAAAAUAAUAAUAAUCAGAUUUAAACAGGGGGUUAUUAUUCUGUACUAAAACGGAAGAUACGCGUUUAUAACUCACCAACCAGACCACACAAACAGAACAAAAUAAAUGUGUUGUCCAUUUUCUUCAACUGUUGAAUCUGGAGGGGAAAAAAAAGAUUAUUUAAAACACAAAUGUGUCACUAAUCUCUUAAAAGUCUUUAUAAUAUCGGAGGUUUGAAGUUUUAUACUGUAAAGAAACUCUUCAGAUAGUGAGAAAACAUUGCAGUUUAUCGUCUCUGGUCCAUACUAACAGUAGGUGGCGGUAAUGCACUGAUAAAUUGCGAUCCGCCAUUGACUAGAAGAAGAAGAAACACGUCUGUCUGGAAUCUCUUCACACAACAGAACGUCCUGUUUUACCAGCCGAGAAGUGCGUUCUUCAUCAAAUACAAUUACUGCCGAUCAAUAUUAGAGGCCAAUAAGAUCACAGCUGAGAGUCGCGACCGAAGCAGAUGAACGUGGUACCUUCAGGCAUUUGGAAAUUGAUCCCAAGGAUGAACCAGUCUUGUGGAGGUAUUUUUGAAGACCUGAUGGAAGUCAAUAAAGUGAAGGAGAAUCAUUAUCAUCACUCACACACUGAAGAGAAGAGAAGAGGAGAUGAAAAAUCUGCUACCUGCCCUGUGUAUGCAAAGAGUUUCACACGUAAAGAAUCCUUUUCGAAACACAAAAGAGUUCACACUGCAGAGAAACUGCACACAUGUCAUCAGUGUGGAAAGAGUUUUACAAUUAAAGCGAAACUUCGGAAUCACAUGAGAAUCCACACAGGAGAGAAACCGUACACAUGUAAUCAGUGUGGAAAGCGUUUCAUACGAAAGGAACAUCUUAUGAGGCACUUGAGAAUUCACACUGGAGAGAAGCCGUACACAUGUGAUCAGUGUGGAAAGAGUUUCAAUGAUAAAGCAAACUUAAAGAGUCACAUGAAGGUUCACACUGGAGAGAAGCCGCACACUUGCCAUCAGUGCGGAAAGAGUUUUGCACAUCUGAACGAUUUAAAAAAGCACCAGAAUAUACACAGCGGUGUGAAAAAUUAUGUGUGCUUUGAGUGUGUGAAGACUUUUACUACAGUCGGCGAAUUGAAACAGCACCAAAAAAGUCACACUGGAGAAAAACCUUACAAGUGUUCAAACUGUGACAAGAGAUUCACUCGGUUAGAAUCCCUUAAAGCACAUAAGAGAAUCUACACUGGAGAAAAACCUUACAAGUGUUCACACUGUGACAAAAGAUUCACUCAGAGAAGAUCCCUGAAAAUACAUGAGAGAAUUCACACUGGAGAGAAACCUUUCAAGUGUUCACACUGUGACAAGAGAUUUACUCAGUCAUCAAGUCUGAAAUCACAUGAGAGGAUCCACACCGGAGAGAAGCCAUACCACUGCACUUCAUGUGGGAGGAGUUUCAUCCAAAUUAGUAAUCUAAUGGUUCAUAUGAAAAGGUGUCAUCCAAAGUCUUUGUUGAACUAUGUGUGGAGUUUACUACGAUAAAAUUGCUGUUUUAUAAGAGAAGUCACAGACAAUCUUGCGACAGGUAGGUAUCAGUUUACAGCUCUUCCCAUAUGGUAUCCGUCAAACAGGAACAAUGUGAAGAUAUUUAUGGUGUACAUUAUAUUUAAGUUGUUUUUUAAGUUGUAUAUUUAAAUAUUGUAAUGCAUUUAUUUGUUUAAAGCACAUACAUUGUUAAAUAAACAGGGGAAGAAUGUUUCAUUAUUUGAACAGCAUUUCCAUCUCAGUUUAUGUCACCUCUUCUCUGAAGGGUUUGAAGGUGCUGACUGCACACCCCUGUUGUCAAGUAAUUUCUUCUUCUCAUCUGUGAAAGAUGAAGGGCAGACCAGCUGAAAGGUGCUUUACACCACCUACCAUAGUGUGGUAAAAUUGCUUGUUGAUUAGCACCAGCUAUUGUAAAGGUCUGAAUGUGCUAACAGCAAUCAUUUGCUUUUAAUGUAAAAGGACCAUUUGACGGCAAUUCAUCUCUCAUUAGCGCGUUGCCUCUGCUGUGCAAAAGCAUAAACAUAAGUGUGAUUCAUCUGUCAACUUGUAUUUCAUGUAGUCUUGGUUGUAUAUCCUUUUACUUUGCAUAGUUUUGUUUAUUAUUUGACUUUUUUCACCUUUAUUAUUUGAUUCACCAAUGUUUCCAAAAAGUGAAAAAAAUAAAACAUAUAUAUAUAUAUAUAUAUAUAUCCAAGUGAUAAAACAAUGCAUUAUAAAAAGCAUUAUAAAAAAUACUAUCACUUUCAGUUUAUCUUCAUGAAAUAUGAUUGAAUAUUUUCUGAUCAGUAGACAUAUCACUCUGUAGUUCAAGACCAGUUGCCCAUUGAAGCUAAGCAGGGUUGAGUCUGGUCAGUACCUGGAUGGGAGACCUGCUGGGGAAAACUUAAGGUUGCUGCUGGAAGAGGUAUUAGGGAGGCCAGCAGGGGGUGCUUACCCUGUGGUCUGUGUUGGUACCAAUGCCCCAGUAUAGUGACAGGGACACAAUACUGUAAAAAGGCACCGUCCUUCAGAUGUGACAUUAAACCGAGGUUCUGACUUUCUCUGUGGUCAUUAAAAAUCCCAGGGCACUUCUCGAAAAGAGUAGGGGGUAUAACCUUUGUGUCCUAGCUAAAUUCCCCCCAUUGGCCCUUCGUCAUUAUGACCUCCUAAAAAUCCCCAUCCAUUAAUUGGCUCUAUAACUCUACUCUCUUUCCACCAACAACUGGUGUGUGGUGAGUGUACUAGCGCACUGUGGAUGCUGCACACUGGUGGUGGUUGAGGAGAGUCCCCUGUUCAAUAUGUAAUUUGCUUUGAGUGUAGUGUCAGAAAAGCGCUAUAAAUGUAGCAUUCAUUCAUCACUAUUGUGUGUGUAAGAAAUCUGUGUUGAUGUUUGAUGUCUGUAUUUUUUUCCCCCUGUGUGUUUAAGUAGGUGUGUGAGAGACAGACAGUUUUUACUGCAUAUGAGGGAAAGAAAUUGACCUGUGUGUGUUUGUCUUUUAUAGUGUGAAUCAUGGGGGAGAGUUCAUGAUUACAUCAUGACUACAUCUAUGUAAGUCCAAACACACACACACACACACACACACUGCCUCAGUGAUUGUUGUGUUGUAAAUGUUUUCUUCAUGUGUUCAGAUGCCUGUGAUCUCACACUGGAUCCAAACACAGUAAACGCUCAUUAGAAAGGUGACACGUGUUGAAGAGCAUCAGUCAUAUCCUGAUCAUCCAUAGAGAUUUGUUGUGUAUCCUGAGGUUAUGUGUAGAGAGAGUCUGUCUGGAUGCUGUUACUGGGAGUUUGAAUGCAGUGGACGUGAUGUUUAUAUUAGUGAUUGGCCGAUAUAUCGGCCAAGGCCGAUAUUCAGAUUUUUUUAAUUAUUGCAUCGGCCAGUACAUUUUCCCGUUUGGCCGAUUUGUUUCUUGAGGACUCUGAGAAUCAGCUGCUUGCAUGUGAAGAGACUGAGACACGUAAACGACCAGUCACGGUUCGUUUUGUUGUUACGUGCAUCGUGUACCUACAAUAACAGACUGGUGUGCAACACAGCGUCAUUUAAACGGUCCACAUAUCAGAGCUACGACAGACACGUUUGAGCUCAUAAUGUGAAAGCGCUCGCAUGUUUCAUUCUCCCUCUCUCUCCUCAACAGUUCCUUGUCACUUUUAACUGUCUUGUCUAAUGAUAAAAAGGCAAAUAUCAAUAAAGCUAAUAUCAUAUACUAUCUGCAAAUAUGCACAUAUCUAGUUUAAACAGAGGUAAUAAACCAACCUCACACAACUUCAACAGAUUCAGCAUCCUGUGGAGCCCUCACUUAUUUACCUUUAAAGAACAUAUUCUAUCAGCCUCUCCUCAGCAGUUCCCUGUCACUUUUAACUUUCUUUUCUAAUGAUAAAAGGCAAAUAUCAAUAAAACUUCUAUUAUAUACCGUCUGCAAAUAUGCAGAUAUCUCGUUUAAAAAGAUGUAUUUUUUGAGAAAAUGCGAUUGCUAACGUGGACAUGCCAUCCACGGUUGUGUGUACUGUUAUUUCCUUCUUCCUAAUAUAUUAACUAUUUCUUCAUGUGCGAAUAAAUUACUCAAAUUUGAUGACUAAACAGAAAUCAGAAGAAACUGCUAUCUACCAUUUAAAAUACAAUAUUAUUUAGAUUCUUUUUUUACAAAGUUAAAGUGUUCUGUGAAAUUGAGUAAAUAUAUUGCUAAAUAAGAAUUUUAGCAAUUUUAUGUUUGUUAUUUACUAUAUUAAAUUGUGUGAUAUAUCGGCAUCAGCCAUUAAAAAACCCAUAUCGGUCGAUCACUAGUUUAUAUAUCAGUGACAUAUAAAGAAAUCAACAGGAAAGGAGGGAGUGAUGACUGUUGGUUUGGAUAAAGUGAAAAGUUCUGGAGUCUGAUCUGCUCUAAUAACAAUUUCACUGUCAGACACAAUGAUAAAGAAACUGUCAUAUCUACUCGUUCACGAGGCUCAAAUAGAGUAGGAGUGUAUCUGGACUGUCCAGCCGGCAUUCUGUCCUUCUACAGCGUCUCUAACACACACACUUACAGUACACACAUUCACUGUGUAAUCUAAUCUGGGAUGUAUGUGCGUAUAUAAUUCACACAAAAUCAAAAUCUUGUCUUUUUCUCUCUCUCUAUUAAAUUCAAAUGUGCAUGACUGUGUAGAAGCACAAUGUCAAAGUAUUCAGAAGUACACACAUGUAGUACACACUAAAAACACAGUAAAUUGACACUUUCAGUCAUGCUGUAGUGUGUGUUAAUGCAGGUCACACUCAGAUAAUGACAGAAGAACACACUGUAAAUGACUCAUAUUGAACUGAGGUGUUGUGUGUGUGUUUCUAAUGACCUCAUAUUGACUGCAGUGAGUGAGGAAGUGAAGUCCAUCCUCUUGACUCUUCAGUGCGGUUUCUGUCCUCUAGUGUGAGUGUAUAAAUAAAUCAGAAUCAUUUCCUCCUAUUUCAUUCGGAAUCUGUUUUAGGAAGAGUUCGUUAUGACAGACCGAAUCAAAGACAGCCUUGAUGUCACAGCCUUUUUAUAAAAAUAUUCGACCUUAUUUUGUCUGGACAUGUUUGUGUACAAGUGUGUGUAGAUAUGAUCUGUUGUUCUUUUUUUAAUUCAAUUCAUCAGUUGUGUAAAGUCUUGUGUUCUUGGAGAAAUUAUCGUAAUUUGUAAUUUAUGAUGUAAUUGUUGAGGUUAAAUUUGUCACCUUGUUUGAAAUGUGUGUGUAGUCCAAAUAGUGUAGUGCACUGUGCUGCUGUCUAGAGAGGAACAGAAUGAAAAUGAGCACAUAGAAUCGCACUUUGUUCUGCCGUUAACUAUAUAGAGACUGCAGGACUUGCUUUCCAUUCAUGUUUGUCAUGUUGUCAUUAUUCAAGCAAAACUAUAUUCCGUGUAAUAUGUCUGAGAGUCUCUAUGUAUUUCUGCUAUUUUUCCAUGUGUUUUUUGUACAAUUGCAUUAUUUGUAAUGUACAAUAAAAAAUGUUUUAUUAUU
Molecule: messenger RNA, 5711 nt
Organism: Myxocyprinus asiaticus (Chinese sucker)
Lineage: Eukaryota; Metazoa; Chordata; Actinopteri; Cypriniformes; Catostomidae
Product: gastrula zinc finger protein XlCGF7.1-like
Exons: 4
Coding region: 737-1762 (341 amino acids)
Biological process (GO): regulation of transcription by RNA polymerase II
Cellular component (GO): nucleus
Molecular function (GO): RNA polymerase II cis-regulatory region sequence-specific DNA binding; DNA-binding transcription factor activity
Source: RefSeq, a predicted model, not a curated record